AUGAGACCGACAGUAACCUCCGUUCUGGCCCUGCGGCCUCUCGUCAGCGCCUCUUCCCCGGCAGCUUCGACGUCUUGCUCGACAUGGCCAUCGUCCUCGACCGCAUGCGCCGUAGCUCGUCUGAUGUCCCGAUCGUACGCCACACAGAACAGCCUAGGAACGACCCCUACGCCCCAGCCCCGCCGUCGGACAAUCACCCCCUUCAACGAUGACGGCCGCGUCGCUUGGAAGGAUCUCUCGUCCGGUGAGAAGGCGUCUAGGGCUACCCAGCAGACCUUCAACUUUGGCAUGAUAGUUGUCGGUCUCGUGCUGACGGGUGGUGUCACCUAUUUCCUCUGGACCGACGUCUUCUCUCCCGACAGCAAGAUUGCGCAUUUCAACCGAGCUGUGGACAAGAUCAGGGCGGACCCGCGGCUGAGAGAGCUCCUGGGUAGCUCGAGAAAGAUUACUGCGCAUGGAGAUGAAACGUUUAACAAGUGGCGUCGAGCCCGACCUGUUGCGUCAACCGAGAGGGUGGACCCCGAUGGUACGCAGCAUCUGAUGAUGCACUUCUUCGUCGAAGGUCCUCUCGACAAUGGUGUUGCGCGCCUUCACAUGGUCAAGCGCCCUAACUGGGGCGAGUACGAAUAUAAGUACCUCUUUGUCGACGUCAAGGGUCAUGAGAGGGUCUAUCUAGAAAAGGACGACGACGCAGCUCGAGGAGGAGGGAGGAAGCAACUGAGCUUCUUCGGAAUCAAGUGGUAG
This is a messenger RNA of Geosmithia morbida, 744 nucleotides long. Its product is annotated as mitochondrial import inner membrane translocase subunit TIM21. The coding region runs from base 1 to 744 and encodes 247 amino acids. The transcript is spliced from 4 exons. Gene Ontology annotation, cellular component: TIM23 mitochondrial import inner membrane translocase complex. Lineage: Eukaryota; Fungi; Ascomycota; Sordariomycetes; Hypocreales; Bionectriaceae. The record is from RefSeq and is a predicted model, not a curated record. Gene Ontology annotation, biological process: protein import into mitochondrial matrix.